Molecule: messenger RNA, 1311 nt
Organism: Eubalaena glacialis (North Atlantic right whale)
Lineage: Eukaryota; Metazoa; Chordata; Mammalia; Artiodactyla; Balaenidae
Gene: GBX1
Product: gastrulation brain homeobox 1
Exons: 3
Coding region: 193-1311 (372 amino acids)
Biological process (GO): regulation of transcription by RNA polymerase II; regulation of nervous system development
Cellular component (GO): nucleus
Molecular function (GO): DNA-binding transcription factor activity, RNA polymerase II-specific; RNA polymerase II transcription regulatory region sequence-specific DNA binding
Source: RefSeq, a predicted model, not a curated record
AUGAGUCCGGAGGGCGACACCCCCAGCCCUCCCGCUCGCCCGCCCCCUCCCUCCUUAUGAGAGAGAGAGGGAGCGCGGCGCCGGAGCCACACUGCGCCGAGCCCGCGCCCCGCCGCCACCUCGGCCCGGGAGCCGGGGAGCGAGCCCUGCGUGUCCGCGUGGGGCGCCCGAGCCGCGGGGCCUCCGGGCACGAUGCAGAGAGCCGGAGGCGGGGGCGCCCCCGGGGGCAGCGGCGGCGGCGGCGGCGGCGGCGGUGGGGGCCCGGGCACUGCCUUCUCCAUCGACUCCCUGAUCGGGCCGCCGCCGCCGCGCUCCGGCCACUUGCUCUACACCGGCUACCCCAUGUUCAUGCCCUACCGGCCCCUCGUGCUGCCGCAGGCGCUGGCCCCCGCGCCACUGCCCGCCGGCCUCCCGCCUCUCGCCCCGCUAGCCUCCUUUGCCGGCCGCCUGACCAACACCUUCUGCGCGGGGCUGGGCCAGGCCGUGCCCUCGAUGGUGGCGCUGACCACCGCGCUGCCCAGCUUCGCGGAGCCGCCCGACGCCUUCUACGGGCCCCCGGAGCUCGCUGCCGCUGCCGCCGCCGCCGCCGCCACUGCCACCGCCACCCGAAACAACCCCGAGCCGGGCGGCCGACGCCCGGAGGGCGGGCUGGAAGCCGAAGAGCUGCUGCCCGCCCGGGAGAAAGUGGCAGACCCCGCACCGCCCCCGCCUCUGCACUUCUCAGAGACUUUCCCAAGUCUGCCGGCAGAGGGGAAGGUGUACAGCUCAGAUGAGGAGAAGCUCGAGCCGCCGGCGGGAGACCCAGCAGGCAGCGAGCAGGAGGAAGAGGGCUCGGGCGGUGACAGCGAGGACGACAGCUUCCUGGACAGUUCUGCAGGGGGCCCCAGGGCCCUCCUGGGACCCAAACUGAAGCUAACGGGAAGCCUGGGGACUGGAGCUGAGAAGGGGGCACCGGCGGCGGCGGCGGUGGCGGCGGGAGUCACGGCUCCUGGGGGCAAAAGCCGGCGGCGCCGCACAGCCUUUACCAGCGAGCAGCUUUUGGAGCUGGAGAAGGAGUUUCAUUGCAAGAAAUACCUGAGCUUGACCGAGCGCUCCCAGAUCGCCCACGCCCUCAAGCUCAGUGAGGUGCAGGUCAAGAUCUGGUUUCAGAAUCGGCGGGCCAAGUGGAAGCGCAUCAAAGCUGGCAAUGUGAGCAGCCGUUCUGGGGAGCCUGUAAGAAACCCCAAGAUUGUCGUGCCCAUACCCGUGCACGUCAACAGGUUCGCUGUGCGGAGCCAGCACCAACAGAUAGAGCAGGGCGCCCGGCCCUGA